GCUAAGCCAAGGCUGAAUGCUCACGGAGUAGCAAUUUAAGUGGCUGUGUUUAUUCUGAAGCCCUCAGGCAGCCACACUGCCCCAGGCAAAUCUUGAUAAAAUAACCCUUUUCCAGGUUUCUAGUGAAGGAAUCCUAAGAAGACCUGCGAAUGGAAAGACAGCAAGUGUCAGAGAAGGAUAGGUAUCAGUUUCAACAUGAGGGAGCAGUGGAGCUGCUUGUCUUCAAUUUUUUGCUCAUCCUUACCAUUUUGACAAUCUGGUUAUUUAAAAAUCAUCGAUUCCGCUUCUUACAUGAGACCGGAGGGGCGAUGGUGUACGGCCUCAUAAUGGGAUUAAUCUUACGAUAUGCAACGGCACCAACUGAUAUUGAAAGUGGAACUGUGUAUCACUGUGGAAAACUGGCCUUUAGUCCAUCAACUCUGCUGAUUAAUAUCACUGACCAAGUUUAUGAAUAUGAAUACAAGAGAGAAAUAAACCAGCACAACAUCAGUCCCCACCAAGGCAAUGCUAUCCUGGAAAAGAUGACAUUUGAUCCGGAAAUCUUCUUCAAUGUUUUGCUGCCGCCGAUUAUAUUUCAUGCAGGAUAUAGCCUGAAGAAGAGACACUUUUUUCAAAACUUGGGAUCUAUUUUAACGUAUGCCUUCUUGGGAACUGCCAUCUCCUGUAUCGUCAUAGGGUUAAUUAUUUAUGGCUUUGUGAAGGCUAUGGUAUAUGCUGGCCAGCUAAAAAGUGGAGACUUCCAUUUCACUGACUGUCUGUUUUUUGGUUCACUGAUAUCUGCUACAGAUCCAGUGACUGUGCUGGCCAUCUUCCACGAGCUGCACGUUGACCCCGACCUGUACACACUCUUAUUUGGGGAGAGUGUGCUGAACGAUGCAGUGGCCAUAGUCCUUACAUAUUCUAUAUCCAUGUACAGUCCCAAGGAGAAUCCAAAUGCAUUUGAUGCUGCAGCAUUCUUCCAGUCCGUGGGGAAUUUCCUGGGGAUCUUCGCCAGCUCAUUUGCCAUGGGGUCUGCGUAUGCUGUUGUCACAGCACUUUUGACCAAGUUCACCAAGCUGUGCGAGUUCCCUAUGCUGGAAACAGGCCUGUUUUUCCUCCUGUCUUGGAGUGCCUUCCUGUCUGCGGAGGCCGCCAGCCUGACAGGGAUAGUUGCUGUUCUCUUCUGCGGAGUCACACAGGCACAUUAUACCUACAACAAUCUGUCAUCGGAUUCCAAAAUGAGGACUAAACAGUUGUUUGAAUUUAUGAACUUCUUGGCUGAGAACGUCAUCUUCUGCUACAUGGGCCUGGCGCUGUUCACAUUCCAGAAUCAUAUAUUUAAUGCUCUUUUUAUACUUGGAGCAUUUCUAGCAAUCUUUGUGGCCAGAGCCUGCAACAUAUAUCCCCUCUCCUUCCUCCUGAAUCUGGGCCGAAAACAAAAGAUCCCCUGGAACUUUCAGCACAUGAUGAUGUUUUCAGGCCUGCGAGGAGCUAUAGCAUUUGCCCUAGCUAUUCGGGACACAGAAUCUCAGCCCAAGCAGAUGAUGUUUACCACCACGCUGCUGCUCGUGUUCUUCACAGUCUGGGUGUUUGGAGGGGGAACAACCCCCAUGCUGACUUGGCUUCAGAUCAGAGUUGGUGUGGACCUGGAUGAAAAUCUGAAGGAGGAGCCCUCUUCACUCCAGGCAAAUAAUUUGGAUCACUCAAUAUGUAAAGGGGAGAGCUCUGGGAUGUUCUAUUCCUGGUAUAAAUGGCCUCACAGAUACCUGAAACCAAUUUUAACCCACUCUGGUCCUCCGCUGACCACAACGUUGCCUGAAUGGUGCGGUCCAAUUUCCAGGCUGCUCACCAGUCCUCAGGCCUAUGGGGAACAGCUAAAGGAGGAUGAUGUAGAAUGCAUCGUAAAUCAGGAUGAACUGGCCAUGAAUUACCAGGAACAAGCCACCUCACCCUCCAGUACUCCUGCAAGGCUGGGUCUGGACAAGAAAGCUUCACCCCAGACUCCAAACAAGGAAAACAUUUAUGAGGGGGACCUCGGCCUGGGAGGCUAUGAACUCAAGCUUGAGCAAACUCUGGGUCAAUCCCAACUGAAUUAAUGGGCAUGAGAAGUGCGGGUGUAAUCACAAGUAAUGAAGGGCUCACUGAGGAACACAAGCCAAGCUGACGAGGCAGUGCAGAGCAGAGGCUGGAAAAUAUAUUGAGCAUAAAUUGGAGAGAAUCAAAACCUUGUCAUAUGUAUCCUCUGGUGCCUGAAGAAAUGAGAAUUUAUUAUCAUCCCUGUAUAUUAUGCAACUGAAUUUAAGUUUUGACAGCAACCAUUCUUAUUAAUGAAUUGGGCAGGGUGGGAAAGGAGAGGGGAGGAAGGCAGGAGUCCAGCUGCUGUAAGGACGAGACACGUGUUCUGUGUCUGCAGUAUGUUUCUUCUCUGCAUGCAGCACUCUAGGCCCUUCACUUAGAUUUUUGGAUUUUAUUUGCAUCAUUAUGGAGAGUUAAAGCAUAAGAAAAAGAGUUUCUGAGCAUAACAUAUUGCUCCUAAGCUGAAGGGACUGUCCACUUAUUUAGUAUUUGAUGAAGUUUACAUUUUUAGGGCCUAGACUCCCACGUGCACUUAAUGAUCCCAGGACUAUUUGCAGAACCCAGAUAAGUGCUUGAUAGCACUGCUGACAGCCUCACAGAACCCACGACACAGGAAAACCCCCAUUCUCAUUGGCAUCCUUUCCAAGCUGCUUCUCCUAUUGAAUAAAGGGGUUGGUUCCAGUGGGUGUACCCUGCACUAAAUGCAGUUUUGCUUUUCAACUUGUCAGGACCCCUUUCAAGGGAAAGUUGGUUUCUUUUUCCCAUACCAUGUUUCACCUGAAGAAUGAGCCUUCCUAUCCUUGCUUGCAUUUGAGUCUUUCUUGGGUCAUUAGUGGGUCCCCUAUACAUGCUGGGUAAUGAGAUUCUGCAGCAUAGGUUGCUCUCCACAUGGCAGGAGACAAGGCAGGAGCCCUGACCUGUCCUCCAAUUCCACUCUCAGCUGGUUAGCAGCACAGGAGCAGGAGAGAGAGCAGCAGAGCUGAUGACAUGGACCAUACUGAGGAGUCAAGGAGGCAGCAUCAUGACUCCCAUUACAAGGCAUGGCCCAUGACCUAUGACAGAGAGACCAAUACAAUAAAUAGCUUUUAAUGCAGCUGCAUGACCAGUGCCUUUAAGCUAUACAGAUACCUCAAGCCUAGCUUCUCCUGAAAUGCAGAUGUUGAUAUUAGACUCCAAGAAGGAAGCGUCACGUGCCCAGGCCAUUAUGAGUCUGUUUCAGGGAGGUAGGGAAUGAAGUCUUCCUCGGGCCCAGAGGUUGGAAGUGACAUAUGCUUUGCUGACCAGUUGUUAGGCCUUAAAUAUUAACCAGGGUAGUGUCGGGCACACUGCUAUGCAUGUCAAUUUUCUUGGUUUUCAAACAGCAGGAUCUAGAGACAUACGUUGCUUUAUAUUCAGCUAAAUAUAAUCUGGUCAUUCCAGGUAAACUUGGCAAAUGGUGAAGCAUGAACUUUUAUAAUUUGACUUAAUCCUAAUAAAAUUUUGUUACAAAGUAUAAUGAUAUUGGCCAAAGCUUUAUUUAAGGCAUUUUCUCUGUCUGUACUAAUUGGCUGUUCUAAGCCCUUGUACUUGAAGUGACAGGUGAAGCAGGCACUGAAAGGUAACAUAAGGGAGACACAAGGGUCCUAUGACCCAGGAAAAGCCCAUAGAGACUGGCAGGCCUAGUCAUCCAUCCUUCAAUGAUGACAAUGCAGAAAGCAGUGUUGGGCUGGGAGGAUGUGACAGGGAAGGGAAAGCCAGUCAAACAGAGGGGGACAGCCUCCUCCUCUUACACUGCAGGUUACCAGAAAUCAUGAGGAGCUUCAAAAAUAAGGGAGGAGAUUCUAGGGGAGAAAGGAAGAAAGACAGAAGGUAAGGAUCCAUCUUAUUUCUGUCCUUAUCAUGUGAAAAAAAGAGAUGAGAGUUUGGUGUUUUGUUUCUUUCCCUUUGUGUGGAGAAAAACAUACAGGGAAAGAGAAAAUCCCCCCAACACAAACAUUAAUGGGGGCAGGAGUGGAGAGAAGGGAGAAAAACACGACAUAUCAGAUGGAAAUGAGAUGGGUGGGGAGGGGGAGGUACACAAUUUAAACCCAGCACCAACUCACUAAGAGGACAUAGCAAAAGUAGCCACCUGUCCCACAGGCAAAGCUAUUUUCCUGCUUAGAAAAAAGUCUCUUCCAGAGAAACAUCAUGAACCAUUGCCAACAAGGGAAAGGAGGGGCUCUUUAAUCUGGGCUGGGCCACUUAUUCCAGCUGAGUCCAGGUAGGUACAGGAUUGGGAGCUGGAGGAAAUACUGCUCUGCCCAAUCUGUAAGAUGUGUUCCAGUUUCAAGAUGUGAUUUCCAGCCUCUUUCCCUCGGAAUCAGCUCAGGACCCAAACAGAGGCUAGUGUCCCAGUUAGUAAUUUGUAAAACCAAAUUCCGUUUAUGCUCCUGUUGUGAAGGAUAAUAUUUGAGGGUCUUAAGAAAUGUUCUGUGCUUUGAUCAGCAGCAUCAGGACUGUGAAAUUCAAACCUAUUAUUUACUGCCAGUUUCUAAUGAAUAAUAAAGUCAAAGGAGCUUUAUUCAAAGCACUAACACUUCCACUCAUUAUUAGAGCUUUGUUAAACAGGACUCUAAUACACUAAUUGACUUUUAGAGUUCUUCCUUAUGUUUCUUACCAUGUGUACAUCAAACACACACCCAUUCCUGUGCACGUGUGCAUUUACACGCUCAUACAUGCACACCCACGCACACAUGCAGAGUUCCACUGGCUGUCAGGGUCCCAGCUAGAGGUUCCACAGCGUCUCCCCAUUACUCAAUGCCUGUCUGAGCAAGUCUCAAGCCUGGUGGCUGUGCCAUCAGGUCUUCAUUCAUGAAAUUUCAAGAUACUUUUUGGAGGGCAACUUAAUGACAUAAAACAAAGCUGAAAAAAUUCAAAUACCCUUUGGCCACCAAUUUCAUGUGCAGAACUUUUAUUCUAGAUAUUUGAAAACAUUAUACAUAUAAAGGGUACUUACUAAAACAACUGAAUUGCCAUCCUGGUUAAAUAAAACAGCACAACCAUCUCAUGAAACAGCAUCAUCUGUACUGAUAUGGAAUAAUCUCCAAAUAUAUUUUAAACAAAAAUAAGCAGCAAGAUGCAGUGCAGAGUGGAUAGUAUGCUGCCAUUCUGGAAGGUUAAAGGAGCAAUUGGUAGUAUAAUUACCUUUUAAGAACUGAGGGGAGACCUAAUGUUUGACUUUUUUGCCUUUUUAGUUUUGUAUACUGUAGAUGCACUACUUACUCAAAAAUAAAUUAAGUAAUAAUAAUAAGAUUCCUAUGAAAUAACUUACUGAAGUACUGAGCUACAAUAGGAAGUGGAGUACAAACUGAGAAAAUUGAUACUUUCGCCAUGGUCUUUGAGACCUUGAGAAUGCAAAGUGUACCAGCAAAGUACCAAUACCUUCUGGGCUUAUUCAUUUUCAUCAUUCAACACACAUUAAUGCAAACUAGGUAAAAGGUCUUUGACAUUUAAAGACAAAUAUGACUCAGUCUUAUCCAUCAAAUAUCUAGUAGAAGACAGACACCUAAAAAACAAUUGAUUCCUUGUAAAUACCAAAACAUAUGAUAAAGCUAUAGUAAACAAAGGAGUGUGAUAUUGACCAAGACAUAAACAAAGAGACCAAGAAAAUCUACUACAAAGCACAGAAACAAACUCAUGUAUAUAUUUACAAACUUAGUUCAUAAAAAAUGUCACUUCAAUUUGGGGGUGGGAAUGAAUGGA
This is a messenger RNA of Hipposideros armiger (great roundleaf bat), 5775 nucleotides long. It is a transcript of the gene SLC9A9, whose product is annotated as solute carrier family 9 member A9. Gene Ontology annotation, biological process: potassium ion transmembrane transport; proton transmembrane transport; sodium ion import across plasma membrane. Gene Ontology annotation, cellular component: plasma membrane; recycling endosome. The coding region runs from base 150 to 2075 and encodes 641 amino acids. NCBI's taxonomy places the organism in Eukaryota, Metazoa, Chordata, Mammalia, Chiroptera, Hipposideridae. The transcript has 18 exons. Gene Ontology annotation, molecular function: sodium:proton antiporter activity; potassium:proton antiporter activity. The record is from RefSeq and is a predicted model, not a curated record.